Molecule: messenger RNA, 4608 nt
Organism: Diabrotica virgifera virgifera (western corn rootworm)
Lineage: Eukaryota; Metazoa; Arthropoda; Insecta; Coleoptera; Chrysomelidae
Product: androglobin-like
Exons: 20
Coding region: 1-4542 (1513 amino acids)
Molecular function (GO): protein binding
Source: RefSeq, a predicted model, not a curated record
AUGUCAUCUGGCACCAGAGCAGCAAAAGUAAAAGAUUCCCAUAUUCAACUAGAAUCCGCAGUUGCGGAUUUGUGUUCAAAACUUUACGAAGCAGAAGCUCCUAACGAUGUACCUUUUCCAGAAUUUUUGGAUACAGAAAUUAACUCUGAGAAAUGGGAUUCUCCAGGGGUAAAUGGGGGUAGAAAUAGUGUAGACAAGAAAGGAUCUACCAUGCAGUUAAUACCUUAUGACGAUCAACGUAUAAUAUAUUUGCCUCCAAGUCUACAUGCUCAUGAAUGGAAAAAAGUCGAUGAAGUAUUUAUGGAUGCACAUUUAGUAAUAAAAAACGAAACAGGAAAAUACCCGGAUCUUCGAACAGGCAGCAGCCAUUUACUACAUUCUAAGUUUGUAAGAAGUUUUAUUAGCAGUAUUGAAACACUCUUCUAUUUAGGAAAUGAGAAACAAUUUUCUGUGGAGUAUACAUCUCCUAGUUUUAAUCCCUCGUUUGACAAAGAGCCGUGGAGACCUUGGAAUCACAUUUACUGCAAUUGUAAAUCUGGAAAAAGUUAUCCACAUAAUCCUACUCCAAAUCCAGUAGGAAAAUAUGUAGUAAGAUUGUACUGGAUGGGAUCUUGGAGAAAAAUAUUCGUCAGUGAUAAGAUUCCCGUAAACCAACAAAAUGAAAUAAUGCUUCCUUCCUGUCCUAUUCCUCCAUCAACUUCAGUGAUAGUAGAAGAUAUGGGAUCCCAAUUAACUGGUAGAAAAAAAGACGGAAAAUCUAAAGAGUCACUUUCUAAACAAGAAAUAAAGAAAAGAAGAGAAAAAUCAGAAAAGAAAGCAGAUAGAGUGAUAGAAAUAUGGCCAUUUUUGCUUUCAAAAGCUCUCAUGAUACUAGCGGGUUUAACUUGGACAGAAGAAGAGGAGCUUUUAGAUUUUGAUAUUAUUCACUGUUUAACAGGUUGGAUUCCAAACAAAAUAUAUACAACAGAUAUGGAUAACCCUGCAGUAUGGCAACUUUGCUUGGAUCAUACAUGCCAAUACACUUGGUUGGAAAGUGAAAUUAAACAAAAACCUAGUAAGAAAGGUACUCCUUUAUCGGGAAGAAGCAGCAAAAUGAGUGUCAAAAGUGAAAAAAGCAAUAAAAGCAUUAGUUAUAAAAGCGUUAAAAGUGAAACUAGAAGUGAUACUGUGACAGAUAAAACCGAAAAAGAUAAAAAAAGUGUAAAGAGAGAAAAAAGUAGCGUCAGAAAAAAAGAGCCAUUUCAAAGAACACCACCACCACAAGAGCAAGAAGUUGAUUCAGAUAGUUUUAUAUUGACACUUGGAAUUUCAAUUGACAACGAAUCAAACAAAGGCUGGUCCCACAAUUUGCUAGUACCUCAGACCCGUACUGUACCUUUAUUGAAACCGACAAAAGAUGAAGAGCAUGAGCCUUGGAAAAGAUACAGGUGGAUCGAUUGGGCUAUUAAAGAGAAAAUUGUAAACCCAAGAGCGCCAUUAAAACCAAUCAAAAGUUUUUUAACCGUUGACCCAUUCAGAGAUAAAUACUCUUUUAUGGUUCAAAAAGAUAACAAUAUAGAUACCGCUGUAUUAACAGAUACUAAAAAAUCAGAUCAAUUACCGAAAUCUAAAAAAGUGAAAACAACCUUUGCCUAUGAAGAUAUCACAGAAUGGUUAGACUACGAGGAUAUCUACAAAUCAUUGCAGCUUGUAACGAUCUACCACAGAGGAUCUUCGUUUAAAGUCAAGACAAGAGUGUCCAAUACAAGUAGUGACAACAUUAAGAAGGAAACUAGAUAUCCAUUUGCGAAACGACUGGAACAAUUGCAUGGAUUGGAAUGGAAAGAAGUUAUAUAUCCUGUCAUACCGCAAAAAAGUAGAAAUAAACCCGUGUAUCUAUUUUGUGAUUCAUUGUUCAAACAAACUGUAGUUAUUAACUUAAGUCAAACUAUAAACGAUUCUAUCUUUAUCGAAAAACAAAAGGAAGCUGUGAUCAGGGUAGUUGAACCAGAAGGUGAAUGUGGUGUAUGCCCAACAACGUUUAUGGAAAGAAUAAAGAAGAAUAUAGAGCCGAAAACAAUUAGUGUUAACCCAGAUAUAUACAAAAAAGUUCAACCUUAUAGUAAACGAGACAUACCUGGAUCUUCUAUUGUUAUAUCAAAAUUUAAUUGGAGUUCACAAAAGGUAAACGAGUAUAUUGGGGAACUUUCUACAACAGGAUCAAGUAGUUACGUACUGAAUCUCAAAGCAGGACAACACAUCUUGAUGAUUUGGAUCCAAACCAAUGGAUCUUAUUGUUUACAAUUCUUCUCUAAUACGUACCUCUGCAUUGGAAAUCUGGAAGAGACAUUGACGUUGAUGAGCAAUGACCCUUUGUUAUUUAAACAUGCGUAUUGUAAAUUCACAGAAGAUUUAGAGAACCUGAUAUACUCUUUUGGAAUAAAAGAAGGAUUUUUGGCUGCUUUAAGAGAUUUUUACAGAAGCUAUAAACCACAAGAAAACCUAAGUAAAAAUGAUACAAACCUUAUUCACGAUAUCUUUUUAAAAGAGUUUUUUGAAAUAAUAACCACGAGAUUUGCACCGGAAACCUUGAAAGCUGUCAAAAUAUUACUUAGAAAAUGGCAGUUCGAUGACACCUGUCGAUGUGUAGUUCGAGAUCCAUCGAUUUACUGUUAUCCACUUUAUGGAGAAGAAAAUAAAUAUGCAGAGAUUAUGAACAAACAUGUUACAAAAAUCCAGUCAUUUUUCAGAGGAGUUUAUGAAAGGAUUAUGACAAGUCACCAUGACGCGAAGUCAAAACGUUUUUCCACAACGGCAGAGACAUUGUAUAAAGUUUGUGAAAAGUUUGAUGAGCAUAAUAAGAUUUUGGGUGCAUAUACUUUAUGUAAAUUUAUCGAGAACCCAGGCAUGAAUCAAUUUCAGCAGCAUUAUGCAUGGUAUGAGGACAAGUUAAAGAAAAUAUGUGUAACGCAAUGUUUUCAUACUAUUAACGUUGAAAAGGGAUGGAAUCUUAUUACAAGACAAGGAUUUCUUGUUAGAUCUGGCCCCCCAAUAAAGAUCAGAAUCCACGUAUUUUGCGACAUGGAUCAAUACGUGGUACGGGUAUUUGAUAAUGACAACGCUAAAGAAAUGAAAGAGUAUCUUAAUAACGUUAUAGUCAACGAAUACAAAUCCAAUGUUUAUGGAUACACCGUUGUUGCAUUUGGCACAUCUGAAACGUCAAAAACAGUUACUUUUAAGGUUAUGUAUGCGUGCCAACAGGAAGACACUGAAGAAAUGAUAUAUUUUACAAAUGUUGCUUCACAGAAAAUAGUUUUUGACGAUUACUAUAUACCCAAUCAUAAUAACUACAUCGGCAGAUAUACAGUUAAAGUAAAAAGUGACUCUCGUAUGACUUUACAUUUAUCCACCAGUUACCCGACAGUAAAAAUUUUUCUGAAGAUCAUUAACAUCAUGCAACCUAACCAAAUUAUAAUCGAAACUUCCGGUUCUGGUUCAGUAACUAUUCCUUUUGUCCUAUUAAAGUCUAAGAGGAGAAGCCAAAGAUUUGGGAAUAAUAUGGACAGCAAAUCAUUUUUCAUGUCUAACUCGGAUUCUGCUCAGGUUAUUCCUUCGAAAAAAGGUUCCAAACGAUCCGAUAGCAAAAGCUCUCACUUAUCAUCCAAAGGCAAAUCGAUCAUAAUUCCAAAAAAACCGUCAACAACUUCACCAAAAUAUUCCCUCGACGAUGUUAAUGAAAUGACGUAUAUAAUUGAAGUAUUUGUUGUGGAUAAUUCUUGGCCUUUAACAUAUAGAGAAUGGCAGAUAGUAGAAAUGGAAAGAAUACGAAGAAUGGAAAUAGAAUCUCUUUUUGUUGAAUCUCGAACUGGGUCUUUGGAUAACUACUCAAGUGAAAUGGAGAAGUCUCUUAAAAUUGAUUAUGAUUUGCUUAAACCUAGACGAUCUAGUAAACCACCAGGUAAUCCGUCUUCAACUUUAAUUCUAUAUUAUGGUGAUAUUGAAGACGUAACAGUUACAAUAAAUACAGAUAAAGAAGAUUACAUAAUCCGUACCAAAAUGGCUUGGUAUGAGAAUGAUCCACAUCGGUAUAAUACAGCUAAAAUAUUAAGGAAAGAAUUUCUUACAGAAAAUCUAAUACUAAAUAACAAUAUUCUAAAUAAUCAUGAAGCAAGAAGUAUAAAUGGAAAAGAUUUUGAGGAGUAUAUUGUACCUCCAAUUGAUAUUGCCCAAUAUUCCAAAACAAAUUUGAGUCAAGAAGGAUUCAAGAUGGUUAAAUCCACGCAGGACGUGGAGCAGGAUAUACAAAAAAUACUGACAGAGGUUUCCCUCUACGAGUCCGAUCUAACAAAUGAGGCGAAAAAUAUGGAAAAGUUCAUGGAUGAGCACAUCGCCGAUUUGGAGACGUUUAAUAAUUGGUUUAAAGAUAUACAGCAAGACUCUGUGUGGAUGAUGGAUCAAGUUUAUAAAGAUAGAUUUGACUUCUUGCAGAACAUACGUGACCUUGUUAGACCCAAAUCUAAGGGUAAAAAAGGUAAAGCAGAUAAAAAGAAGAAAAAUAGAUAAUAGAGAAAGAGACAAUGGUUGUUUUUGCAUUAUAUUUUUACUUUUUUUAUAUAAUAUAUGUCAAUA